GCAGAGCCGCCAUGGACACGAGCCGCGUGCAGCCCAUCAAGCUGGCCAGGGUGACCAAGGUGCUGGGCCGGACCGGUUCCCAGGGGCAGUGCACGCAGGUGCGGGUGGAGUUCAUGGACGACACGAGCCGCUCCAUCAUCCGCAACGUGAAGGGGCCGGUGCGGGAGGGCGACGUCCUCACCCUGCUGGAGUCGGAGCGCGAAGCCCGGCGGCUGCGCUGAGCCGGUGAGCCCGGGGCCGCCCGCGGCGCGGAGCGCUCGGCCUCCCCCGCCGCCUCCGCGGCCUCCCCGCGCCUGCGGAGGGGGCUCGCCGUCCUCUAAACCGGCGUGGCCUCCGCUGUUGUGUUUCAGGCGAUGAAGCCUUGCGGCGUUCCCUCGGAGCGGCCGGUUGGCGUCCGCUCAGCCAGGCGCGGGUCACGGGUGGCGAGCAGCGUGGCCCUUGCGCUGCUGCAAUAAAGGGUUUUUCCAGAA
This is a messenger RNA of Gymnogyps californianus (California condor), 470 nucleotides long. RefSeq names its product ribosomal protein S28 (gene RPS28). Gene Ontology annotation, molecular function: structural constituent of ribosome. The record is from RefSeq and is a predicted model, not a curated record. NCBI's taxonomy places the organism in Eukaryota, Metazoa, Chordata, Aves, Accipitriformes, Cathartidae. Gene Ontology annotation, biological process: translation; maturation of SSU-rRNA; ribosomal small subunit assembly. The transcript is spliced from 3 exons. Bases 12 to 221 code for a protein of 69 amino acids. Gene Ontology annotation, cellular component: ribosome; cytosolic small ribosomal subunit.